Molecule: messenger RNA, 538 nt
Organism: Saccoglossus kowalevskii
Lineage: Eukaryota; Metazoa; Hemichordata; Enteropneusta; Harrimaniidae
Product: exosome complex component 10-like
Biological process (GO): poly(A)-dependent snoRNA 3'-end processing; exonucleolytic trimming to generate mature 3'-end of 5.8S rRNA from tricistronic rRNA transcript (SSU-rRNA, 5.8S rRNA, LSU-rRNA); nuclear polyadenylation-dependent snRNA catabolic process
Cellular component (GO): nuclear exosome (RNase complex); nucleolus
Molecular function (GO): 3'-5'-RNA exonuclease activity; single-stranded RNA binding; nucleotide binding
Source: RefSeq, a predicted model, not a curated record
CUGAAAUUUGGUUAUACAAACAUAGAAAAGAUGUUACACUGUCCACAUGACAUGACACACUGGAAUGAGGAGGAUAGUAUGGAGACCGAUUCAGCGCCAAUCAGCAAUCAAUCUGCCUUAUUUAGUAAAAAAGAUGCCAAAGGAUUGGUUACUUCUAAUCCCAUCAUUAGCAUAUUUGGUUAUUCUGUAAAUAAAAUGACAGCUGGACUGAAGAAAGUGGAAGUCAUAAAAGCAUCAUUUGUGAGUCCAUUUGAAAAGGUAACCAAUCGUUUAAAAAUCACUGAUCUCUCGCGUUACCUACCAAAUAAAGUUAUUAUUACAUAUUUUUUGACCUCCGUGCAUGCGACCGGACCUGUAUGUUAGAAAUUCCUGGACCAAUCACAAUCAAACUUCACACAUACAUCAUACAUAAUACAUCUCUCAAUACUCAAUCAUUUUAAUGUUAAACAAUCAUCAUAAUCAUAUUCCUGACAUAUUUAUGUUCCAGCUAUAUUACUAUAAACAAAACUAUAUAUCUAAAAUUCGAUAACUAACGGGG